Messenger RNA from Pseudogymnoascus verrucosus, 3162 nucleotides. RefSeq lists its product as uncharacterized. The coding region runs from base 1 to 2997 and encodes 998 amino acids. The transcript is spliced from 13 exons. Gene Ontology annotation, cellular component: vacuole. Gene Ontology annotation, biological process: carbohydrate metabolic process. Lineage: Eukaryota; Fungi; Ascomycota; Leotiomycetes; Thelebolales; Thelebolaceae. Gene Ontology annotation, molecular function: beta-galactosidase activity. The record is from RefSeq and is a predicted model, not a curated record.
AUGAGGUUGACCAGCUUCCUGUCGUGUCUGCUCGUUCAGAGCUUGGCUGUGAAUGUAGUUUCGAGCAAACAAUGGCCGUUGCACGAUGAUGGCCUUAAUAAGGUCGUCGAAUGGGACCAUUACAGUUUCAAAAUCAAUGGAGAGCGGUUAUUCAUUUGGUCUGGGGAGAUGCACUACUGGAGAGCCCCAGUUCCCGAGAUGUGGAUUGACAUUCUUCAAAAAGUGAAGGCAGCUGGCUUCAACACAAUUAGCUUCUACGGAAACUGGGGAUACCACAAUGCAAAGAACGGAUCCCUGGACUUUGAGAAUGGUGCGCACAACUUUGAACGCCUCUUCGAGAUUGCAAAGGAGGUUGGCCUGUACGUCCUCUUCCGCCCCGGACCAUACGUCAACGCCGAAGCUACUGCUGGCGGCUUUCCAGGAUGGGUUACGACUGGUGCAUACGGUGAGCUGCGCAACAAUGACACUCGGUACACCGAUGCUUGGACGCCAUACAUGGACCGGAUGUCACAGAUAAUUGCCAAGCACCAAGUCACCAACGGCGGUAAUGUUUUCAUCUACCAAAUCGAAAAUGAAUUCGGAAACCAAUGGCUCGACCGCGUGAAGAAAAUUCCUGAUCUCGUGGCCAUCGAUUAUAUGGAACUCAUGGAGUCAUCUGCAAGAAGGAACGGAAUCGAUGUCCCCCUCAUUCACAACAACCCAAACAUGAACACCAAGUCGUGGUCCAAGGAUUAUAGCAACGAGGGAGGGAAUGUGGAUAUUUAUUCCGCGGAUCAUUACCCUUCAUGCUGGAGCUGUGACUUAACGGAGUGCACUGGGACCAAUGGCAAUGUCCCCGACUUCACCACGUUUGAAUACUACACAUCGUUCCAAGAUGUCGCUCCAACGCAGCCAUCUUUCUUGGCUGAGUUUCAAGGCGGGAGCUACUUGCCCUGGGGAGGCCCUGAAGGAGGCUGUGUGAAUAACACUGGCCCUGAUUGGGUUAAUGUCUUCUAUAGACACAAUGUCGCCCAAAAGAUUACAGCUGUGAAUGUGUACAUGGCGUUUGGAGGAACUACCGGAAUCCCCUUCCCAGGUGUUGGAACCAGUUAUGACUACAGCGCGCCUAUUAGCGAGACUAGAUUCGUUGGUGACAAGUAUUCCGAGACGAAGCUAUUUGCACAAUUCCUUCGUGUCGCCAGAGACCUGACGAAGGUCGACCGCGUCAACAAUGGCACGACAUAUGCCUCGAACUCAGCCAUUAUGACAACAGAGCUUCGCAACCCCGACACUAAUGCAGCUUUCUAUGUUACUGCUCACGCAUUCUCGCCAUCGACCGAUCGAAGCCCUUUCAAGCUGGAUGUCUCCACAUCAGCAGGUAGAUUGACUAUCCCCCAGAAUGGCGGCAAUAUUGUCCUCAAUGGCCGAGAAUCGAAGAUUAUCGUCACCGAUUUCAGCGUCGGGCGUGAGAAGCUUAUUUAUUCUACGGCAGAGGUUUUGACUGUUUCAAUCCAAGACGGCAAGCCAGUUGUUUUCCUCUGGUUACCAGCUGGCGAAAGUGGAGAGUUCCUCUUAGACUGUAUAAGGAUACCUUUGGUUCUGAAGAAGGACGGCUGCUCCAAUAUCAAGUUCAAGCAAGGUCGCAAGGGAUUCGUUACCUCUUAUACUCAGUCCAAGGGAUCUUGUGUUCUGCAAUUCGAAACUGGCAUUCGGUUUGUCCUUCUUGAUAGGUCUGCUGCUUACGAUACUUGGGUGCCCAGCUUGUCAAACAACCCGUUUACCUACGAGAAUACAACAGUCGUCGUCCAGGGCCCAUAUCUUGUGCGAAAUGUAGCCAUUGAAAAGAAGACAAUUGACAUUUCUGGAGACUGGUCUGAGAAGACCGACCUCGAAGUGUUUGCCCCGAAAGCAGUUAACUCAAUCACAUUCAAUGGAAAGAAGGUCCAGACCAGAAAAACUUUAUAUGGCAGUCUUAUCGGAACUCUAAAGGCUUCGACGCAUUCCGUUGACUCGGUGAAAUCCAGUCUUCCUGCACUUACAAGCUGGAAAGUUAACGAUGGCCUGCCAGAGAGGAAGGCGGCCUACGAUGACUCGAAGUGGACAGAUGCGGACCAUACGACAACCCAAAACCCGACCGCUCCCGCAACAUAUCCUGUUCUUUACUCGGAUGAAUACGGGUUCCAUCAUGGCAACCUUCUCUGGCGUGGUAGAUUCUCAGGAGCUGCCACUGGUGUUUACCUUGACGUUAUCGGCGGAGCAUUUAGCGGAUGGAGCGCGUAUCUGAAUGACAAGUAUAUCGGUUCCUGGGUCGGCAACAAAGACUCCAACGGCGCCCUCGAACUCUCCUUCGCCAACGCAACUCUCAACACCGACUCCGAAAACGUCCUCUUCGUCAUCCAAGACCACAUGGGCAAAGACCUGAGAGGCGGCGCAACCAUCGCACGUGGAAUCUACAACGCAACUCUCGUCGGGGGAGGCAAAUUCUCGUCUUGGAAACUCACUGGAACUGCAGGCGGAGAAGAUAACAUCGAUCCUGUGCGUGGGGUAUAUGCCGAGGGUGGCCUGCACGCUGAACGUCUGGGAUGGCAUUUACCCGGCUUCAAUGACGCGGCUUGGAAGAAGGGUACACCGGAUACGGGACUCAGCACCGAUGGAGCCAACUUCUACCGUACAGUCGUGCCCCUUGAUAUUCCGAAGGGCAUCGAUGUGUCUCUUGGUCUUAAGCUCAGCUCGCCGACUGGAUUGCAUUUGCGUGCACAGGUUUAUGUGAACGGUUAUAUGUUUGGAAAGUACAUCCCACAUAUCGGCAAUCAGAUCACGUUUCCAGUCUUCCCAGGAAUUUUGGAUUACCACGGCGACAACACAAUUGCCGUCAGUCUCUGGGCCCAGGAUGCCGCAGGCGCAAGCCUGACUGUUGAUUGGACUGUACUUGGUGUCGUUGAGUCCGCGUUCGAUCCGGGCUUUGAGGCGGACUAUUUGCGUCCAGGAUGGACUGAUAAUAGGUCGGACUACUAUUGAUCUGGGCAUACGGCUAGAUUUCCGCCGCUGGAAGAGAUCUACAAUAUCUGGAAGUGAUACAUUCGAUUCUUGGGUGGCUUAAUGCAUUUACGAAAAGUUUUAGAACUAUAACGAAGUUUAUCUGUGUUGGGCAGUCUCCGCUCUGAUUUUAUUUUAUUUCCGAAG